This is a messenger RNA of Dendronephthya gigantea, 2178 nucleotides long. RefSeq lists its product as uncharacterized. The coding region runs from base 193 to 2178 and encodes 661 amino acids. Gene Ontology annotation, molecular function: protein binding. The transcript has 6 exons. The record is from RefSeq and is a predicted model, not a curated record. Lineage: Eukaryota; Metazoa; Cnidaria; Anthozoa; Malacalcyonacea; Nephtheidae.
UGUGUAGGAAUAUUGAAUUUACUUCUACUGUUAAUCAGAACUCGUAUAACAUGAGCUGAAAGCCGAAAAUAAACCAUUGGAAUACAUCGCAGCUAACCAGUGAAUUAAUUGAAUGAAACUGGACAAUCUAUGAAUUUAGGCAUCAAGGAAUUUGAAUAAUUGGUUUGGUACGUUCCAAGAAAUAUCAUCUAAAUGGCAGCAAAACCCUUUUCAAACGAAGAAUUGAAUUUCUUCAAAUUUUCAUCCAUCGUUUUUGACGAGUUUCCGAACAUGCUACGUGCGACAUUUGUGAAACUUUGGAACACAAAGAUUUCAAAAGUUCUUGGAUGUAAUGAAUGGGACGACACACCCGAAGUCCGCGCCCUUUUUUUGAAACACGAAGGAGGAACGACUGACGUACCAACCAACACAUCGUACCAUGAUUGGGAUUGUACAAAUCUGUUUAGAGCAACCAUUUACUCGAAGACCUUCGGAAUCUCCACCAUGUUCAAGAUUCAAACACUCAACGACCAAUAUAUAAAAGGGAGAAAAACCAGCGAAUUUCACCCCUCGCUGAUCAGUCCAGGCGGAGUCGAAGAAGAAACAUUAACUUUAGCCAUUGACCAAGUUCGACUUCUUAGAAACCAUCUGUGCCACUUGUCCAAAUCCAAAAUGAAAAAAGCUGAUUUCUUAAAGUAUGUUCAACUCGCUAAAGAUGCUUUUGCUGCAACUGGAUACUCGACCUUUCGAGUUGAUUAUAUUGGCAAUCUUAAAGAGGAUGAUUUUCCAACUAAUGAAGUUAAUAGGUUAAGAGGAACAGUCGAGUGCAUUUAUGAAAGAGUAACAGAAAUGAUACGCACAAUGAUCGAUAACAACGAACUCUUUCAAGUAGCGGUCAGAAGAUAUUCUAAUAGAGCUGAAGACAAUCCAGGGGAUCAACGUAAUGAAACAGGCUGUUUAGCAAAGGAAGGAGUUAUUCUCGUAAUAUUUGUCAACGGAAGAAUAAAGCAUGAACAAGAGCCAAAAGAUUUGGACAUAGAAGCUUCUAUUGGCGAUUUGCAUGAUGCACUAAAAAAAGAUCCUCGCUUAGUACGUGUUCUCGAGAACGCAGUGAAAAGAGCUUUGGGUUCUGAGAAACAUGACCAAGAAAUAACAAACAUCGAAAAAGGAAGUCUUCUUGUUUCAUUGCACUGCUUUACAGAUGAACGGUUUCUUGAGGUUUUGGAUGAUUUUGAAUCCAAAAGGCUUCAGGAAAGUUUUCUGAGGGAACUUUUGCUGAUUGGAAUUGAAAUGGAGGAAAUAGAGAUUAAGAUACUAAACAUGGAGGAGGUGAAUAAAGAAAGGAAUGCUGCUAAAACGAGGAUCGCAAUUAAAGAAGAAAAUCUUGAAGAAACAAGUAAAUCAAAACUUGUGAUGGAACCCAAGGAGCUAAAUAUUGGGAAGUUAGAAGCCAUCAGAAUGACGAAUCAUCUCGAAAUAGCUACAUGCACCGCACGUUCAGGAGAUAACAACUUGAAAUCAGGUAAGUAUAAAGAGGCAAUUGAGUGUUACGAAACAGCCAUUGAAAGUUUAACUAAAAUUGAAGAUUUAGAACUUGCUAUUUUCGAGUCCGCUCUACACACAAGUAAAGGCGAGGCUUAUAUUGGAUUGAAAGAAUAUCAAAAUGCUAUUGACUGCUUCAAAAAGGGUUUAUCACUUAGUGACGAUAAGUUUCCAGUAGCAAUCAGCAAUGAAGGUUUAGGCCGUGUUUAUUUUGAAUUAGGCCAAUAUAAAGAGGCCAUUAACAGUUAUAAAAUAGCUCUAGAUGCAAGUACUGCCAUUGGGGACAAAGCAAGGAUUGCAAAUAUUCGCGCGCUUGUUGACGCUUGUUAUGAAGUUUCAGGCGAAGAAAGAAGGGCUAUUGAAUACUUAAAAAAAGGCUUGGAAGGAGGUACUGCUGCUGAUGAUCGCAGAAAAAUUGCCGUAAGCCACAGAAACUUAUGCGACUGCAAUUUGAGCAUAGAGCGAAUAGCAGAGGUUAAUCGUGGUUUAGGAAGUCGUUAUUGUCAACUAGAAAGAAAUAAAGAGGCAGUUAAAUGUUUCGAACAAAUGUUAAGACUUAUGGCCGUUAUUGGCGACAAGAAAGGCUAUCGACUGUUUCAGAAACUCGUUACAGAUAGCAACGGCAAUCCGCGACCAGAAAGGUAUAGCUAUUGCUAG